ACCAACAGGAAGAGCCCUUAGCAAAAGCCCCCUCUUCAGCUCUGUAUAAGCCUCUAGACCCUGGGGAAAUUGAUGAGAAGCUUUUAGAAGAUGCUACCAAAAGCAACGCCCAAUGCCAAAGUCCCACACCAUCUACUCUUGGGGGUAUGCCACAGAUUUUUGGAAGAUAUAAUCAGCAGACUUUUAUCUAACAUUCUCCCUCCCACCGCCAGCACAUCUUCCUCCACAGAAAAGAAAAUGCAGAAUUUGACUUGGCUCACAUGAAGGUAAUCAGUAAAGUUGGGGCAAAAAUCUCUGAAGAUGAGAACUCUUCUAGCCAGCAUAUUGAACAUCCGCAUUCCAGGGAGGAUGAUAUGAUUCAAACACUUGCUGAUUCAGUCUAUAACAAGCUUUUGACACAGUUUCAAUCCAAAUUCAACAUGCAGAACUGUUUAAGAAGUGGGUGCAUGAUUAUUUCUGAAGCUCUUUGUGACUUGGUCUUCCAAGAGAUUUCUGGGAAUCCAUUGCAGAACUCUCUUUCUGGAGAAUUACCACUCCACUGUUGUGCUGAAGCUGACAAUAUUGUUCAAAAUACACUAAGAGAUGUUACUGAGCCUUUGGAUAACCCAAACAGCUUAUCAUCAGAUCUUAGUAAAAUAGUUCCUCUUAUCAUAGAAAAACCAGCAGCAAAUCUUUUGUCAACAUUUACUUCCCUCUUUCCCAUUGUGGAUUUGGCUGCAGAAAGGACUUUGUUACUGAAUGAUGCAACUAGAAAAAUACUAUAUGCUUUGCAAGUUCUCCUGUCAAAACAUCGGAUGAACAUGAAUGAACAUAUUGGUGAAAGAGAAUUUUUACACACUGAAGACAGCCAAACUAUGGGAGACCUGUUCCCUUCAGUUUGCACAAGCAUGGUAGAUCAUUUUGAUUCUGACAUUUUUGUUCGCAGAGACCUAACAAAUAGGAAAGAUAUUUUAGCUCAUAGGAUAGCAACUUCAAUAGCAAAAGAAGUUGCCAAACCUGAAUUUCAAGCCAGUUCAGAGAAGGAGACAUUGCCUACUUCAUCUUCAACAACAGAAGGUGUUAGGAUUCUUGAAAAACUCCCUAUUGAUCUUGGCAUGAUAAAGAAGAUUACAAAACCAGCUUUAAACCCACAUAUUCCUGUGGUGUCCAUGACAUUUGUGGAAGAAAUAUUAAGUAGAUUCCUGUCAAAAGUCUUUAAGUUCAACUGAUGACAGAAGCCCAAAGUACAGAAGAUGUUCAUCAAGAGCUGAAGUGAAUGACAUUGCUGAAAAACCUUAAACAGGCCAUGGAACAAGGCCUCUCCAAACAUAAAAUCAGCCUUGUGGCAGCUACAGAUGAAGAACAACAUCUACCAACAAAAUCUGGAUCUGAGCAAGACCUUUAUGAUGAUGUAACAGGUUUCAGUGCACUUUUUCCUCAAGAAGUGGCUGCUAUAAUAACUGAGGAACUCUCCAGUUGUCCCUUUUUACAGGCUGUUAGUGACAGUCCACCAGCACUGAGCCAGGGUGUGAUGAACCCAGACAGAAUUGCUGACAAAGUUCUUUCCCAAGGGUCUGCUAGUGCAAAGCCUAAGACAGGGAGCUCUGAAAAGGCAAUCCCAGGUUCAAGUGCAAAUGAGACCCCAACAGAGACAAAGGAGCUACCUGUGAAAAUAAUCCCUCAUAUUAGAAACAAACAUGCACCCAUUGCUCCAGGCUUGGUGCCUGAUCAUUUAUGAGUUAUUUCCAUAAAAACAAGCCACUUGAGGAACUGCAAGAAGCAUUCAUUGGUCAAACUGGGGAUGGCCUAAGAGACCUAAGUGCAUCAUUAGCUGAGAAGUGUCUUGAAGAUGGAAGUUUGAGAUCUGAGGCACAAAGAAAAGUCAGUCAUUUCUCUCUAGGUAGCACGGGACAACCAGUUGUAAGACCAGGGGAGGUAAGUGGAAACAAUAAGGCAGGGGCAGUCCUGUUUUGAAUGCCAUUUUGCUUCUAAUUGGAUCUUUUGUUAAGACAUUCAUGUAGCAUUGAAAGCUCACCUACUAUGAAUGCUGAAUGCUCUUAUAAAGGUGGUGGACCAUCUCCUAGAGAGCCUGCAGUGGGCCAUCAGUGUGGA
This is a messenger RNA of Alligator sinensis (Chinese alligator), 2091 nucleotides long. Its product is annotated as fibrous sheath-interacting protein 2-like. Bases 261 to 1208 code for a protein of 315 amino acids. Lineage: Eukaryota; Metazoa; Chordata; Crocodylia; Alligatoridae. The transcript has a single exon. The record is from RefSeq and is a predicted model, not a curated record.